AUGCAUUUCUACAUGGGUUUCUUCAGGAAGAUGUCUAUAUGGUUCAACCCCCCGGGUUUCAUUGAUCACACUCGUCCUUCUCAUGUUGUUAAUAAGGAACAUACACUGCACAUCAAUCAACUCAAAUAUGCCCAUGAUCUUUUAAAGAAAACCAAUCUUCUCAACUCCAAACCAGCAUCUACCCCUUUGGUUGCCAAGGUUCUCCUCUCUGUCUCUGAUGGUGCUCUCAUCUCCAACCUAACCGAGUAUCGUGAGCUUGUUGGCAGUUUAUAG
This is a messenger RNA of Prunus armeniaca (apricot), 273 nucleotides long. The record is from the annotation of a GenBank genome assembly. Lineage: Eukaryota; Viridiplantae; Streptophyta; Magnoliopsida; Rosales; Rosaceae.